Messenger RNA from Durotheca rogersii, 2261 nucleotides. RefSeq names its product glycosyltransferase family 25 protein. Bases 403 to 1656 code for a protein of 417 amino acids. The record is from RefSeq and is a predicted model, not a curated record. The transcript is spliced from 3 exons. Lineage: Eukaryota; Fungi; Ascomycota; Sordariomycetes; Xylariales; Xylariaceae.
CUAGGUAUGUGGUAUUCCCGUUCUCUUCUCGCAUUAGCGAGGUGGCGGUACCAGACCGAGUUCUCGAGGAGUUGUUGGGGGGCGUACACGAGUAUUAACCCUUGUAACUACAGAAUGUGACGAGACGACAACCAACAUGCAUAUGGGAUGUCUGGAUGCGGAAGGGCGAUACAAUGGCGGGAACUGUUGUCUCUGGAUGGAUGGGUAUUCUGAGCUAGGAACUCACGGCCUAGCCGCCGUCCCCUUGUCAGUGGACCAUGUCAAAUCAUCAUACCGUCAUGGAAACUUGGAGCCAGCGCACCGCGAAUAUCUUCUUCAAAAACAACCUAUGAGUUGGUGUCUUGAACGCGUCUCUCGCCAGCUUCGUUUCAUUUCUCUUCAUCGAUGCAUUACUCUUCCUAGAUGGGUUUCGUAGCCAUUCUCGCGUCGGCGCGGCGGCUCUGCAACUUGACUGCCAUCGCGAUAAGCGCCGUCCUGUUCCUGCUGCUGUACCUGCUGUCUUCGAACGCGAGAGGAAGAGGCAGUGGUGGUAGCAGCGGCGGCGGGUUCGCCUAUUUCAACGCCGGCAAACCCUCCUCCUCGGCACCGAAGAUCACGGAGGACAUCUUCAACAGCACACUUGGCUUCGAGAAGAUCCUCGUCGUCAACCUGCCCUCCCGCACGGACCGCCGCGAUGGCAUCGUCCUCGGCGCGGCCCUCAGCGACCUCGAGAUAGAAUUCGUCGACGGCGUCGACGGCAAGCUCGUGCCCGACAAGGCGCUGCCGACGAGUCCCGACCACGACCGCCUGCCCGAUGCCGUCAUCGGCUCGUGGCGCGGCCACAUGAAUGCGAUCCAGGAAGUCGUGCGGCGGAACCUGUCGUCGGCGCUGAUCCUCGAGGACGACGCGGACUGGGACGUGCGGAUCAAGACGCAGCUGCGGGACUUCGCCCUGGCGGCGCACGCGCUGACGCAGCCGCUCGCGGGCGGCGGGCCGGCGCGCUUCGCCGACGCGACGUACCCGGGGGGGCUGGGCGACCGGGCGGGGCUGCCGGCGUCGGUGCCGGAGCUCGCGUUCGACGCGCUGCCGGCGACGGUGGCGCCCGCGCACUCGCCCUACGGCGACGGCGGGUGGGACGUGCUGUGGCUCGGGCACUGCGGGAUGCGGUUCCCGGAGGCGGCAGACGCGGCGCUGCCCAAGGGCCGCGUGGUGCGCGCGGGCGACGCCACGGUGCCGCAGCCCCGGCACCUGUGGACGCUGACGGCGCCGGACGGGCUGCGCGACGGCUACGCCAACCACACGCGCGUCGUGCACCACGCGCGCGACGGCGUGUGCUCGCUCGCGUACGCGGUGUCGCGGCGCGGCGCGCGGCGGCUGCUGCACGCGCUCGGCCUGCGCGACCUGCGCGCCGCCUUCGACAUCGAGCUGCGCUGGUUCUGCGACGCCGCCGGCGGCCGCGCCUACCACCCCUGCCUCGCCGUCCAGCCCGCCCUCUUCCACAUCCACCUCCGCGCCGGCCCCAAGGCCAGCAACAGCGACAUCUCCGACCACGGCGCCGGCCACCAGCACGCCGUGACCCGCCUCGUCCGCUACAGCGUCCGCAUGAACGCCGAGGCCCUCGCCGACGGCCGCGCCGACCUCGCCGACCUCGUCGACCAGUGGCCCGACGCCGAGUGACCGACCGACGCCACCCCCGCCGCCCCGGCCUAGGAUGUCGAGCCAGGCGAGAGAGGAGGAGAGAAGAGGACGAAGGAAAGAAGGGAUAUCCGUGCGUAAUGGCCUCUCGUCUGGAAAUAGUAUGAGUAGUAAGACGAGCAAAUAGACAGGUAUACGAAGAAAGGUAUCGGAGUAGGAGGAGAAGAAAGGCACCACUAGGGCACACGCAUUGUGCCUAAUUACCGGUCAAUAUGGCUAGCAUGCCGAACUCGAAACCCGACGACAGAAAAGAGGAUAGGAAAGAGGGCGCUUGUAUUGUACGCAUGUGUAUUUAUACAGACCGAAAAGUUACUAGAAAAACAUCACUGAGAAAUAGAAUUAACUCGGCUUAGGUCCAGGCAAUCAGGCAAUCAGGCAAAUCAGGCCUCUAUCACGUAGGUAUACGAAGGAGGCGACAACACGCACGUUAUUCAGCGCCGCUGGGGCAAAUUCAGAGAAGUCUUGUGAACCUGGACAUCGUAGGCAUUAAAAAACCGCGGCGACAGGAUAUCCGCGAAGCCAAAAUAAAAACAUGUCGCUCUCGCCCUCCGUCUACCAAUGAAGGGGGGGGGGGGGGGGGGGGUCCU